UCGGUAUUAGAGUUGAGGGAGCAACAGGCCUAGUGGACCAGAACUAGCUUGGGCCUGGCUAAGCUAAGCCCAAAGUUGGAGGCUCGGACGGAAAAGCCACUACAGUCCGUCCGUCCUCCCUCCCUCCCCAAGAAAAGAAAACUCCGUCCCAAGAAGAAACUCGCCGCCGUCUCCUCUCCUCUCUACUAGUACGUACUUGGUUCCCAAGAAGAAACACCACCAAGCACCCACCCCGUGUAGUAGAAAUAGAAAAAGUGCUUCGAAUUCCGAUCCGCAUCCGCCGACACGAUGUUUCUCACGAGGACGGAGUACGACCGUGGGGUCAACACCUUCUCCCCGGAGGGGCGGCUGUUCCAGGUCGAGUACGCCAUUGAGGCCAUCAAGUUGGGCUCCACCGCAAUCGGCUUGAUGACUAAGGAUGGUGUUGUACUGGCUGUUGAGAAACGUGUCACCUCACCGCUGCUGGAACCAAGCAGUGUGGAGAAAAUCAUGGAAAUUGAUGAGCAUGUCGGCUGUGCCAUGAGUGGCCUUAUUGCUGACGCCAGAACACUGGUUGAGCAUGCUCGUGUUGAGACUCAGAAUCAUAGGUUCUCAUAUGGGGAGCCAAUGACAGUAGAGUCUACCACACAAGCUAUCUGUGACUUGGCUUUGCGCUUUGGUGAAGGUGAUGAAGAAUCAAUGUCACGGCCAUUUGGAGUCUCUCUCCUUAUUGCUGGUCAUGAUGAAAAUGGACCCAGCUUGUACUACACAGACCCGUCGGGGACCUUCUGGCAGUGCAAUGCCAAGGCAAUUGGGUCGGGCUCUGAAGGAGCUGAUAGCUCAUUACAAGAUCAGUACAACAAGGAACUGACCAUCGCUGAGGCAGAGACCAUAGCCCUUUCUAUCCUGAAGCAGGUUAUGGAAGAAAAGGUGACCCCGAACAACGUUGACAUUGCGAAGGUCUCCCCUAGCUACCACCUCUACACCCCUGCAGAGGUUGAAGCGGUCAUCGCGAGGUUGUGAAGGAUUGCCACUUUGUGAGACAGCCUCUUGUAUUCCCAUGAACCCUAUAAAGCACAAUGAACGUAUGAACUCUGUUGUGGGUUUGGGUUGUCUGCCUACUGUUGAAGGGAUAUUAGUGCCUGCUUGGGCGUUGCAUCUGAUUCUCAUCUCCCAGCCCAGUCAUUUGUUUGUACUCCCUUUGUUCCGAUUUAUUUGUUGUUGGGGGAUUUUA
Molecule: messenger RNA, 1213 nt
Organism: Aegilops tauschii subsp. strangulata
Lineage: Eukaryota; Viridiplantae; Streptophyta; Magnoliopsida; Poales; Poaceae
Product: proteasome subunit alpha type-5
Biological process (GO): proteasome-mediated ubiquitin-dependent protein catabolic process
Cellular component (GO): proteasome core complex; proteasome core complex, alpha-subunit complex
Source: RefSeq, a predicted model, not a curated record